AAUCCAUUUGCCCCUCCAAGAACAGUCAUUAUUCAGCGGGGCACAGAGUUCAUCGGUGGACAGCCCUCUCAGAUCAAACCAACUCAAUUUUUACACAACAUCAAUAAUAUCCUGAGAGAUAUUGUAACUUGGAGCAGCGGUUCCUCGUAUAUUAGCUACUGAAGCGCACAAACCGAAUACUACACUCUAUAGCGACGUCAAAAUGGUUCUGGCAAAGUCCAAGAACUCGGUCGGUUUGGGCAACGCCCUCAUGAACGAUCGCUUCGGUAAAGGCAAGGGAACCGACAGGAAGCGAACUUCUGCCAUCACCAGGACAAACCACGCCACGGGCGAACAAUAUCUUGUCAACGAGAAGAAGGAUGCUGCUUGGGUCAAGAUGCGCUCCGUUACGGAGCAAGGCGAUCUGGAUGAGUUCCUGGCCACCGCCGAGUUGGCUGGUACCGAUUUCACAGCCGAAAAGACCAACAAUGUCAAGAUUAUCCAUACAGACCAAAAGAACCCGUACCUUCUCUCGGCGCAUGAGGAGAGAGACGUUCUUGGAAAGCACAAGCAGCAUAAAGGUCGUUUAACUGUUCCCCGAAGGCCCGAGUGGGAUUCUACAACAACACCUGAAGAACUGGACGCACGAGAGCGAGAGAAUUUCCUUAACUGGAGACGCGGCUUGGCCGAGCUGCAAGAGAAUAACGAUCUUCUUAUGACACCUUUUGAGCGAAACUUAGAGGUUUGGCGGCAGCUCUGGCGAGUUAUUGAGCGAUCGGAUCUUAUUGUCCAGAUCGUCGAUGCCAGAAACCCUCUCCUAUUCCGUUCUGAGGAUCUUGAGUCAUAUGUCAAGGCUGUUGAUCCCAAGAAAGAGAACCUUCUCCUCAUCAACAAGGCGGACAUGAUGACACCCAAACAGCGAAAGGCUUGGGCAAAGCACCUAAAGGAGGCUGGCAUUGCAUAUCGCUUUUUCUCCGCUGAGCUGGCCAAGGCAGAGAACGAGGCGAGGGAGUUUGGCGAUUCAGAAGAUGAGUCGCCCGUCGGGCCUUCGUCAGAAUCCGCCCAGGAGGAACAAGCAGAGGGUAGCGACCAACAAGAACAAGAAGGUGCUCCUCUGGCCCAAGACUUGGCGCCACAGAGUCAAAUUGAUAUAGAGGCAAAUGCGGCAGAGGAAGCCGACGAUAUUGACACACAGAUUCUUACAGUUCAAGAGCUGGAAGACAUCUUCUUGAAACAUUCUCCCGCAGACGCAGGCUCGGAUCACAAGCUGCAGGUUGGCUUAGUUGGUUAUCCCAACGUUGGUAAAUCCUCUACUAUCAAUGCUCUCAUUGGUGCAAAGAAAGUUUCGGUCUCUUCAACUCCAGGAAAGACCAAGCACUUCCAGACCAUUCACCUCAGUGAACGUGUGAUCCUCUGCGAUUGUCCUGGUCUCGUCUUCCCCAACUUUGCUACCACCAAGGCCGAUCUUGUCUGUAACGGUGUUCUCCCCAUCGACCAGCUUCGCGAGUUCCAGGGACCCGUGGGCCUCGUCACUCAGCGAAUCCCUCAACCUUUCCUUGAGGCAAUCUAUGGUAUUCAUAUCCGCACCCGAGCCAUUGAGGAGGGGGGUACAGGAAUCCCUACAGCUGCCGAGCUGCUCCGUGCAUAUGCGCGCGCCCGUGGUUUCCAAACCCAGGGUCUUGGUCAGCCUGAUGAGUCCCGUGCUGCUCGGUAUAUCCUCAAGGACUACGUAAAUGGUAAGCUGCUAUUCGUUUCACCCCCUCCAGGAAUUGAGGAUGCGGCCGACUUCAACCGAGGGCUCUACGAUGAAGAGCACCUCCCCGAGAAACGACGUGCUGCCCUAAGUGCCGCUAUGGAUCAGCUCUCACUCGUCGACCCAGCCAGCAGCGAACCCUUCCUUGCCAUGGACGACGAUGCUGUUGACCUUGCCUCGACCGUCGAUGUUCCCCUCCCUGCCGGUCCAAAGUCCCAGAAGAUCGACAAGGGUUUCUUCGGUCCUUCCAGUUCUCAAGGUCACGUUAGCCGACCUUUUAACUACCAAUACUCAGAGCAGGGGAAGGAAGAUCCUCUGGCGGGUAAACACCUGUCCGGUCGCAAAGCGCGCACAGUGGUCGCUCUCGAGAACGGCCUUGACCCCAAGGAGGUUCAAAUGGCGUCAAGCAAGAAGCACUUUAAGGGUAACCCUAAGGGCGGAAAGGGUAAACGUCGCGCUGCCCGCAGAGCAGGAGACGACGAUGAUUGAGCUAAAAGAAAGGGAAAAGAGAAAUCGGGAACUGAAAAUCGGAUACAUUGGCAUUGAGGAGGAACAAAAGGUGGGCUUCGGAAACCGGGUGCAUUGGGUCUGGUAGAAAAGGAUCUUAUUAUGGGUAGGGUUUAGGCCAAGUUAUGAUGAUACUACACACGUUUUGACCAUUACGGUCAGUUAUGGAAUUGAAAUGAACUUCUGCUUUUUUUCGGCUUGGAAUCGUUGUUAGAUUUACGGCUCAGCAUUGGUGGUUGCCAAAGUUAACUGGA
This is a messenger RNA of Fusarium redolens, 2493 nucleotides long. RefSeq lists its product as uncharacterized. The record is from RefSeq and is a predicted model, not a curated record. The transcript is spliced from 2 exons. Gene Ontology annotation, biological process: ribosomal subunit export from nucleus. NCBI's taxonomy places the organism in Eukaryota, Fungi, Ascomycota, Sordariomycetes, Hypocreales, Nectriaceae. Bases 203 to 2221 code for a protein of 672 amino acids. Gene Ontology annotation, cellular component: cytosol. Gene Ontology annotation, molecular function: GTP binding; GTPase activity.